AUGUCAGAAUGGGAGAACAGGAAAACUAAUAACAAUGAACUGCUUAAAGCAAUCAUAGUGUUUCUGGAGCUCUUAAAAGUGGGUGAUACUAGUCAAGACGACAGGUUUGCUUUCACUGCUGAAUGGUAUGAUCCAAAUGCUUCACUAUUUCGGCGUUAUGAACUUCUGUAUUAUCCAAAAGAUGGAUCAGUAGAAAUGUAUGAUGUGAAGAACCAUCGCACCUUUCUGAAGCGCACAAAGUAUGAGAGCUUACACCUUGAGGAUUUAUUUGUGGGCAACAAAAUCACAGUUUUUUCCCGUCAUCUGACCUUAGUGGACUAUGGGGAUCAAUAUACAGCCCGCAAGCUGGGGAGCCGCACAGAGAGAACACUGGCUUUGAUUAAACCUGAUGCAAUACUCAAGAUUGGAGAAUUAAUGGAUAUAAUUAUUAAUGCAGGAUUUACAAUAACUAAGGCCAAAAUGAUGGUGCUUUCAAGAAAAGAAGCAGCUGACCUCUACGUAGGCCAUCAAGCAAAACCUUUUUAUAAUGAUCUACUUCAGUUUAUAACGAGCGGUCCCAUUGUUGCUAUGGAAAUCUUAGGAGAUGAUGCAGUUUGUAAAUGGAAAACAUUACUGGGGCCAGCAAACUCUGCAGUGGCUCAGACUGAUGCACCAGACAGCAUUAGAGCAAACUUUGGAUGCGAUGGCCUAAGAAAUGCAGCUCAUGGCGCAGAUUCAGUUGCUUCAGCUGCUCAAGAGCUGGAGUUGUUCUUUCCCUCCAGUGGAGGUCAUGGACCAGUCAACACUGCAAAAUUCACAAACUGUACUUGUUGCAUUAUUAAGCCUCAUGCAGUUAAUGAAGGGCUAGCUGGAAAGAUUAUAAAAGCCAUCAUUGAUGAAGGAUUUCAGAUCUCUGCUUUGCAGAUGUUCAACCUGGAGCGUACAAAUGUGGAAGAAUUUUAUGAGAUUUACAAAGGUGUCGUCGCUGAAUACAUGGACAUGGUUACAGAGUUGUGUUCAGGCCCUUGCAUAGCAAUGGAGAUUAUACAGCCUGAGCCUCCAAAAGUGUUCAGAGACUUCUGUGGUCCUUCUGACCCUGAAAUAGCCCGACAUCUCCGACCUGGAACUCUGCGUGCUGUCUUUGGGAAGAACAAGGCUCAGAAUGCUGUCCACUGCACAGACCUACCUGAAGAUGGACUUCUGGAGGUGCAGUACUUUUUCAAGAUUCUGGACAGCUAGCAGCCUCCAUCCUCACCCGAUGCAAAGGACGUGCACACAGAACAGUGUGUUCAUUCAUUUAUUUGUCCAAUGUUUCAACCUGACUGAAAUACAAGAUCAACAAGAGCACUGUACUCCUGGCUAUUAUUACAUGUUAGAACAUAGAGUUUUGCACUUUAGACAACAUUUAACACCAUUCUAUGGGGUACUGCAUUGCUUUUAUAAAGUUUAAAAUAAAGAUUUAUUU
Chaetura pelagica (chimney swift) is the source of this 1444-nucleotide messenger RNA. It is a transcript of the gene NME7, whose product is annotated as NME/NM23 family member 7. Gene Ontology annotation, molecular function: nucleoside diphosphate kinase activity; ATP binding. The coding region runs from base 1 to 1218 and encodes 405 amino acids. The transcript has 12 exons. Gene Ontology annotation, biological process: CTP biosynthetic process; GTP biosynthetic process; UTP biosynthetic process. Gene Ontology annotation, cellular component: centrosome. The record is from RefSeq and is a predicted model, not a curated record. Lineage: Eukaryota; Metazoa; Chordata; Aves; Apodiformes; Apodidae.